This is a messenger RNA of Monomorium pharaonis (pharaoh ant), 3615 nucleotides long. RefSeq lists its product as uncharacterized. Lineage: Eukaryota; Metazoa; Arthropoda; Insecta; Hymenoptera; Formicidae. The coding region runs from base 1541 to 3397 and encodes 618 amino acids. The record is from RefSeq and is a predicted model, not a curated record. Gene Ontology annotation, biological process: regulation of transcription by RNA polymerase II. Gene Ontology annotation, cellular component: nucleus. The transcript has 8 exons. Gene Ontology annotation, molecular function: DNA-binding transcription factor activity, RNA polymerase II-specific; RNA polymerase II cis-regulatory region sequence-specific DNA binding.
UGCUGCACUGGUGCAGUAAGUUAGAAUGAGAAAAAAUAUAUUUAUCUUACUUUAACUUGUUGCACCAGUGUAGCAGUACAGCUAAAAAGAACAGCUCUGUGGUGAAACGGAACACAGUCCUAUACCAGGGGCUGUAAUCUCUUAUGUAUUUUUCGUGACCAGCGUUUGUUGCGCCACCGCUGUAAGCGAACCCGCCGAACCGAACUAAAAUGCAAUAUGGCCGUCUAAAAUCAACAUGGCCGUAGUAAUGAGUUCCGUUCAACGAGUAAAGUGGAGCAAAGUGAAGUGAAGCAAAGCUUACGAGCAAGCGAGCGUCAACCGAGCAUCAUUCUCGUUAUCUGGACACCAGUAGCUGUUCCAGCUUUCGACUCUACACCAGCCUUCGACACCAGAAGAGUUAUAGAAUAAAGAUGCUGUGGCUGCAUUUGGAAACAUCACCUGAGUGCUCUCGGAUAUCAUUCUAUGAUAGAAUGAUACCCAAGAGCACUCGGGUGACGUUUCUGAACGCAGCCUGUCGGAAGAGUUAAAUGAGGGAGCUACAAUUACAACCAAGAAAAAGAAAUCUAUGAUCACAUUACUUAGCCUGUUGCAAGUUGCAAAGAAGCAGCUGAUUCCACGUGGAUGUAAGAAAGAGCCUACAAUUAGUUGAAAUACGAGAUAUAACGCAUUUGAAUAAGAUAUAUUGAAUAUAUUACUGUUGUGACAAUGAUUUAAGUUAUUUGGCAACUUAUUUAUAAUAAGUAUUAUGUACGAAUUCUAUGAGAAAAAUCUAUAAAUCAUACAUUGUUGCUAUAAAUUCUGAAGCAUUUUAAUUGGAUAUGUUUAAUUUUAGUUAAGUAAAACUGAAUAAAAAGUAAUACAUUAACGCGCACGUAUACGUUGAAUUGUAUACAAAUAUUUUUACAGCGAAUAUUUUUAUAUGCAUUGAAUGGACACGCGACUUAAGUUUUUACGCUAGUGAAUACUUUUCUCCAAAUAUUUUUCUAUGUAAUGUUUUAUAUGCAAAUUAUAACAUUUUAUGUUUGUACUAAAUAUGUAAUAAAACAUGUGAAAUAAAUAAGUUCAAAAAUUUUAUUAAAUAUUAUUAAUUUGGACGUGUACAUGUGUGCAUGUGUGUACGUGUGGGUCAAUGGAAGGGAAGGGGAGUGAGGUGAAAGGGGAAAGAGCGGCCAUAUUGCAUUUUAGUUCGGUUCGGCUGGUUCGCUUGCAGCGGCGGCGCCACAACCGCUGUUCACGAAAAAAGCAUGGGAGAUUACAGCCCCUGUCCUAUACUACACGUGACUUAUGUACCAUAAUAUAACCCAGAGAACCGGCUUGCUGAGGAAAAAUACAGUAAAACGUACACAUUUAAAAAAAAUAACGAAUUAUGUAGAAAUACAUAAUAAAUUUAACAACUAUAAGAGAGAGACAUGAAGCUAUUUCUGGAAAGAAUUGAAAAAGUUAUUUAAUAUUAAGCAUCAUAUUGAUUGCUACAUUACAAAGAAAAACAAAAAUAAGAGGAAAAGAAAAUUAUUGUAUAGCUGAAUAUCAAAUACAAAUAAUGGAUGUAAACAAACAUAGGAAUAAAAAAAGUCCUAAAAACAAUAUGCCAAGCAUAGAAUCACAGAUAACCAAUGAGACCGAACUUGUAAAGAUAAAAAAUGUGCAUAGUACACCUAACAAAGUGAAUAAUCUGCAAGAUUGUAAAGAUACAAUUAUAAACGAAAAUACGAAUAGCCCCCGAAAAAAUGUACGCUUGGUCAUUCAGCAGAACUUGUUGAAGAGUCCGUUAUUUAAGAGUCCAGCGUUUAAAAAGUGUGAUAAAUCUGUAGAAUCUGCGACUACUCAAACAAAUACGUGUCCGCAAAGAAGAAGGACGAUCAGCAGUGAUUAUGAUACAUUCAAAUCAGAAUUGUACAGUGCGAACAAUUUUAAUAACUUUGACACUAUCGAAUUGUUACACGACUUAGAUUCCAUAGUAACGUUUGAGAAUAGUGGAGAUCUUUUUUCAACAUUGAAUAUUGAUAUGCAAGAUGAUGGUUUGCUAGAAAUAAAUAAAGACCCAGCGACAGACCCGCUUUCUAUCAGUGACAGUGAAAAGAAAAAUAAUGAUGCACUUAUAAAUUCAGAUUUAGAUUCUAGCAAAAGAUAUAGAAUGGAAUUAAAACCUCAAAUAAAAGAACGAAGGUCUAAACGUUCAAAGAAACACAAAUUAAACUCUGACGAAAAAUCUAUUUUAAAAGAGUUGGAAAAAUCUAUAAAAUUGGAAAAAAUACCAUUAACUGAUAGAAAAAAAUUGAAAACACUACACAUAAAAUUGAUACAUAAAGUACCACCGCAACAUGAAAUAGAGCUUUCUGGAUCUCAUGCACCCACAAAAAAAGAAAAAAUAUUAUUUCAACAAUAUGGGCCAAUUCGAAAGGGUUUAUAUACGCCUAUAGAGGACAAAAUUAUCAAGAAAAACUGGAACAAGUUUUGUGAGCUCCAUGACUGGGACACAACCAAAGUCGAACCAUUUCUUUACUGGAGACACAAUAACAAAUAUUAUAUACAUGAUGUAGAGGAGAGACAGAAAUUUGUUCAAUUUUUGGCGAAUGGAUUGCCUUGGCGAACUCUUUAUAGUGUUUAUUCCAGAUUUAAAGUACUAUAUCGUAAUAAAAUCACGUACGCUCGCUAUACUUCUGCAGAAGAUGAAAAGAUUUUAACGUAUAUACAUAAUAAACACCUUGCUAAACGUGAUACUAAAUAUAGUGAGUUAGCGAAAUUAUUAAACCGGACAGGUCGGUCAGUCUUUAAACGAUAUCAAUAUUUGAAAAGACAAAUUCAAGAUGAAUCAGAAACAGAAGUGUUGGAUAAUGUUAGAUGGACAUUACCGCUCGUCAAGAAAUUCAUAGAAACUUUGCUCAAUGUGACAUUAAGUGAGAAUAUAAGAGAACUUAAGGAUGCCACACUUCCUAAACCAGUGUGGAAGAAAAUGGAAGAAAAACUAAACAUAAACGAGAACGUCUUGAAAACAUACUGGCAACAUCAGUUGCAUAUGCAGUUAUUUAGUACUGAACCUAUUUAUUUAAAUGAUAUUAAAAUACAAUUGAUUGAGUAUAUGUAUGAGAAAGGUAUUUCCAAUACUCGCGAAAUUAUAUGGCCUAAUGUUGCAAAACAUUUUGAUGGUAUGACUGCAGUAUUCCUUUGCAAAGUCUUUUAUUAUCUUGUUCAAGAAUCCACUGUGAAAGACAUAAAUAAUUUUGCCGAUAUUGUGGAACAUCUGUAUCAUAUUAAAAUUUCUGAAAUUCAAAAGACUUCAACUGAUAAGUUUUUACCUAGAAUUUUGUAUAAAAAUGGGAAAAUUUCUUUACUAGAUGUGAAAAAUAAUAAAACAAUUACUACCGAUGUCGACUCUGAAGCAACAGAUCAGCAUUGAUAACGAUCUUGCAUAAAAAAUAACACAAUAUUCUAAAUAUAUUAUUUUAAUCUUUAAAGGAUCGACUCUUUUGGGGGCGACUUUUUUAGUUAUAACAGAAAGGAACCUGAGAACAGUCAUCGCGUCGUUUUAGGUGUUUUCAUCCAUUAGCGCCUCUAUGUGUACAAAAUGUGCACAUUCAACUAUGUAGUCAAAUAUCUAUGAAUCUUUUCUAUGCU